CAAGCAAAUUGUAGAAGUUAAGCAACUACUCAACACACAUUAGAAAAAUGGAGAUGGAGAAGUUGGAGAAAGAAAUGAAGCAAUCAAAGUUUAAGAAAAUUUGUGUGUUUUGUGGGAGUAGUCCUGGCAAGAAGAGUGGCUAUAAAGAGGCUGCAGUUGAGCUUGGGAAAGAACUUGUAUCAAGAAAUAUAGACUUAGUUUAUGGAGGAGGAAGUAUUGGCUUGAUGGGAUUGGUCUCUCAAGCAGUUUACAGUGGUGGUCGUCAUGUCCUUGGAGUGAUUCCAAGGACACUCAUGCCUAGAGAGAUAACUGGUGAAACAGUAGGAGAGGUAAAAGCAGUUGCAGAUAUGCACCAGAGGAAAGCAGAGAUGGCCAAACAUUCUGAUGCUUUUAUAGCUUUACCUGGUUUGUUUUCAUUAUCCUUUCCAAGAUUCUUGGCCAUCUCUACGGACCCUACUUGUCGGAUUAUACUGAGUGGAUAUGGAACUCUAGAAGAGCUUCUUGAAGUCAUUGCUUGGUCUCAACUUGGAAUUCAUGACAAACCAGUAGGACUAUUGAAUGUUGAUGGUUACUAUAAUUCCCUUUUAGCCUUCAUAGACAAAGCAGUGGAGGAAGGUUUCAUCUGCCCUAACGCGCGCCAAAUCUUUGUAUCCGCGCCUACUGCUAAGGAACUUAUGAAUAAACUUGAGGACUACUUUCCUAGUGAAGAAAAUGUUGCAUCAAAACUUAAUUGGGAAAAAGAGGAGAUAGAAGAGUAUAUUCCUCCACCAAAUGGAAGAUGCCAUCAAGCUAGUUUAACAUAAAUGUUAAAAGAAGAUCAAAGUUUAGGAGGAGAAAUUAAAAUCAGCAGUUUAUAAUAUAUAGUAAUUUAGACUGCAGAAACAAGUGCUCAAACAAUAUUAUUUCUCUGUUUGAGGAUUUUCAAUUGACAUUGAUCAUGGAAUAGGGAUAGUGUCAAUUCUCUUUUAUUUAUGCAAAUUGUGUUAGUACUUCUCCAUUUCUAUUAUUUGUCUACGGAUUCAACAGAAUUCAAUAGUUUUGACUCAAA
Molecule: messenger RNA, 1048 nt
Organism: Solanum stenotomum
Lineage: Eukaryota; Viridiplantae; Streptophyta; Magnoliopsida; Solanales; Solanaceae
Product: cytokinin riboside 5'-monophosphate phosphoribohydrolase LOG1-like
Exons: 6
Coding region: 48-803 (251 amino acids)
Biological process (GO): cytokinin biosynthetic process
Cellular component (GO): cytosol; nucleus
Molecular function (GO): hydrolase activity, hydrolyzing N-glycosyl compounds
Source: RefSeq, a predicted model, not a curated record